Fonsecaea nubica is the source of this 996-nucleotide messenger RNA. RefSeq lists its product as hypothetical. NCBI's taxonomy places the organism in Eukaryota, Fungi, Ascomycota, Eurotiomycetes, Chaetothyriales, Herpotrichiellaceae. The record is from RefSeq and is a predicted model, not a curated record. Bases 1 to 996 code for a protein of 331 amino acids. The transcript has 2 exons. Gene Ontology annotation, molecular function: nucleotide binding.
AUGAAUUCAUCAGGCAAUUCCAGUACACCACAAAUACGAUGGGGUAUCAUAGGUAACGCACUCUUCGAAGGCUUGCUCAGCAUCUCUGGAGAAGGCUAUCGCGAGGUCUAUUGUGAUCCUGACGUGGACGUUGCGUAUAUUGGCACAAUCCACACAUUUCAUGAAGAAAACUGCCUCGAUGCGAUAGCUGCAGGCAAGAAUGUUGUCUGCGAAAAGCCCUUCACAAUCAACUCAAAAGAAGCGCGAGAAGUGAUUGAAGCGGCAAAGGCACGGAACGUUUUCCUAAUGGAAGCCAUGUGGACACGUUUCACGCCUUUGGUGCACAGCUUGCGCAAGAAGCUCUUCGAAGAGAAAGUUAUUGGAGAUAUUCAAAGGACUUUCUGCGACUUUGGCCUCGACAUGAACAUAUCAAGUCUUGGCCCCGAGUCCAGGCUGAAAAACCCGAACUUGGGGGCCGGAUGCUUACUAGACAUUAGAAUUUAUUCCUUAACCUGGGGACUUCUGACCCUGGACCCAAAACUUGGUGACCAGCGAGAGACACCAAUAGUGGUCAGUAUUCAGAGUCUAUCUGACAGAGUGGACCACAGCACCAGUAUCUUGCUCAAGUACUAUCCCAGUGGAAGGCACGGAAUACUGACAGCUACCACUUUGGCUAAAAGCGGUCGCGAAUUCUGUCGAAUAGAGGGGAGCCAAGGACAUGUGAUUGUGGAAGGCCGCGUCGCGUCGGCACCAGAGUCGUUCACCGUGUCGCCAAAGAAUACCACCUCUUCUGCAGUAGGAGAUGCGAAAGCCGAGCGAGCCCAAAACGACCACCAGCGUUACACAUUCGAGAAGCUCGGUCGCGGAUUUUAUUGGGAAGCAGACGCUGUAGCUAUCGAUAUAGCUGCGGGGAGAACACAGAGUCAAGUCAUGCCGCUCUCGGAGACCCUCAAGACCCAUGAGAUCAUGGAUGAGGUCAGGAGACAAGGAGGGGUGCAAUAUCCGCAAGAUCAGUAG